This is a messenger RNA of Plenodomus lingam JN3, 609 nucleotides long. RefSeq lists its product as uncharacterized. The record is from RefSeq and is a predicted model, not a curated record. NCBI's taxonomy places the organism in Eukaryota, Fungi, Ascomycota, Dothideomycetes, Pleosporales, Leptosphaeriaceae.
AUGAAGUCAUUUCAUUACCUCGCAAGCUUUGUAGCACUGGCUGUCGCCAUUCCAACAGACCUCGGUCCUCGAGCUGAUUGUCCCACAAUCGAUCAGAUCGCUCCCACGGGCCAACUCCCACCAGGCACACUCUCCCCAGCAUUCCUGCAAACUGUAUCCAAAAAGGAACCAAACAAAGCAUUCCCCGCUAGCCAGUCUGCAAUCGUCACACCCAACGACAAGUGCACAAUCACUCAAUUCGACAUACCGGCUUCCGCUCAAAACAAGACCUGCAGCCUUGUCCUCACACUUGGAGACUGUGGUGGGAAUGCGUAUGAGAAGGGACCUGGCAACAUCAUCUUCCAAGGUCUCACUGGCACCAGCUUUCCCGUCCCAGGCCAAACGACCUAUGCCAAUCAACCUCCGCUCGCAGACCCCUUCCCGGACUCGCCUGUGAUCACACUUGGUAAUGCGUACCGGCUGGGUGGUGGUCCAUGUGAUUACAGACCUGGUCAGGCUUUCACCAGCGUCGGUGGCAGCAUCUGCAGUACUGACACUACAUUAUCGUUCACUGAGUCUUAUGGCGGCAACGGCAAGUGCCCCAUUGGGUUCCACAUUAUCAUUACCUAA